Messenger RNA from Lethenteron reissneri (Far Eastern brook lamprey), 3590 nucleotides. Its product is annotated as ras association domain-containing protein 10-like. The record is from RefSeq and is a predicted model, not a curated record. Lineage: Eukaryota; Metazoa; Chordata; Hyperoartia; Petromyzontiformes; Petromyzontidae. Gene Ontology annotation, biological process: signal transduction.
CUUUCAAAAAAAUAAACCCACAGCGCCCUCUGCUCAUUUGUAGGAGUGCUGGAGAGGGCGCCCCAUGCAGUUUGCCGUGAGUGACAAACAACACGGACGCGUUUUUUGCCCCCAUUGAGAGGAGCGAGCGAGAAACGCUCACUUUUUUGUUUUGGUGCCGUAGUGGAGUGCACUUGUUGAUGAAUGAACGCGCGUGUGUGUGGGGGGGGUGGGUGUGUUAAGAGUAGUCACGUUUAUUAACCGAACGGCUCAGCGUGACCGGGGUGCGUGGAGGUUUCACAUUUCCGUGACUUGAACUACGUCCCAAGUCAGCCUCGAGCAGCGGCAAAUUGCAGAAGCGGCGGUAACGGCGGCUGCGUCGGCACCUGGGACUCUCACGUGGAGGCCGCCACCGAGGAGUUGGAUGGAGCAGAGCAAGGUCAAAAUCACCGUCGUGGUGGGUCACGAGGAGAAGCUGGUCUCCGGCCUCACCAAGCGCACCACCUGUGAGGAUGUGACCAGGGCCCUGCUCCAGGAGAGCGCGCGCUCUCCCCAGCGCUCCGCCAAGCCAUCGGCGGGCCCCCACGGCGCCUACUGCAUCGUGGAGCGAUGGCGCGGAAUGGACCGAGUCCUCCCGCCCAAGACCAAGCUGCUGCGCCUCUGGGCGGCUUGGGCCAGCGAGCAGGAGAACGUCCACUUCUCGCUGCACAGAGCCGGCCGCCACCAGGGUGUGGGGUCGUCCGCGCCCCGGACCGCCGAGGCCAAGGUGGUGAAGAGCAAGGAGGGACAGCAGCAGCAGCAGCAGCGGCAGCAGUGGUCGGGGCACGCGGAGGACGGCGAGGCCGACGGCGCCCUGCAGGAGAAGCAGAGGCGCAUGGUGCGCAAGGCAUUCCGCAAGCUCGCCAGGAUGAACCGCAAGCGCACGCAGGCGGCCGCCAUCGACCGGGAACCGUCGCCCGUGCAGAGGCUGGAGACGCUGGUGAGGGUGGUGCUGUCGCAGGACCAGACGAUCCGCGAGCAGGAGGAGCGCAUCCGAGCCAUGGACGAGGAGAUCGAGAGGCACGAGGCGAAGAUCCACAUGGACCGGUGCGAGCGCGAGGGAGCCAACUACGUGCAGGACGCGUACCUGCGGGGCGUCGAGACGGAGCAGGCGGGGAGGCUGGCACAGGGCGGCUCAGAGGGCGUCGGCGAGGCGUCCUCCUGCGAGCGUGCCGUGAAAUUCGAGGCGAUCGCGCAUCUGCAAGAUCAGCUGCUCUAUUAUGAGGAGCUCGCCGCGAGGCUGCACUUGGAAAUCCUGGAGGAGCAGGGUGGCGGGGCCCAGAUUAAGGAUUGUGACAAUGUGGCGGGCGCCGAACCUGCUUGGCCCCACGAGACCUCCGCUCUCACGAGCGACGAGCAAAGGACCACCACCCACAGCGCCGCAGACCGUUGCCGGGCCAAAGCCGACCUGCUCGCGGGAGCGGAACUAACGGAUUCUCUGUUGGAGGAAAGCGUGAAGAAAUGUGGGGUUAUUCAAGCGGAGAUGAGCUCCGUGGAACGCGAUUUGUACAGAUGUCAGGCCACGUUACAGUGCCGGGCGAGAGAAUGCGAUUACCUCUCGAGCCUGCUGUCCACAAUGCACGUACAAGAGAAAGAGGAGCUCUCAAUUAUCGACGCCAGCGAGGAGCAUAGCGCAGCUCAGGCGCACGUUGCCACGCAGAGCUUUGCCGGGGAGCUUUUCACCGCCUCGCCAUGCCUAUCGAUAGAGACGAAGGGCGAGGUGAAUGAUAAUGACUCGGACACGGGGCUGAGCUCCAUGCACAGUCAGGACUCUGACACUGUCCUCUACAUGGAGUCUCUUGUGUAGGGAUUCCUGCGUUAUGUAUUUAAUAAUAAUAAUGAUGUCCAUGUGAAAGAAAACAAAAACUUUCGUUUUUUUAAUCGUUUUUGUACAACCUUUUCGAAAAUGAUGGCACUUUAUUGUCGCGUCAAACAAGGCACACUUUGGGGGUCUGUUGUACGGUAUUUAAAGAAGACGCAACACGGCUUUUCGCUACGUAUAAACGAGACGCUAAACGUUACAUUGCAACAGGCUCUAGCAGCACAAGUAUUGUGACGAGUGAGUGACAAUUAUAGUACUUAAAUGCUGGAUUGAAUGGAUCACCGAUUAUCACUUGAGAAUAAGGACAGCAUGGUUUGUAUGCUGUCUCUAGCAUGCAUUUGCCAAUCGACAAUACGUACCUAAUAAAAAAAACAAACCCUGUAGAUUCAAAUAUAUAAUAUAGUAUUGCUAUAACAAGACAAAAUAGUAAGCUGAACAGAAAGUGACUGCUGAAUCUGUUUCACGUUAUUAUUGCUAAUGCUUAAGACAGAGGCCAUGUAUUGUUACUUCUGGCUGAAUAAACUAGAACUCUGAGCACAUUUCACAUCGGUAGCUAUCGCGAAAAUGCCAACCUGAUUCAGUCGGUGCUGCCAAUGUAAAUUGGGACUUUUCCUGCAUGCAGUUGGGCACAAUAUCUAGAGCAUGCUAAACUUGGGUUUCAUAACAAACAGGAACGUGAUUGUGUAACGUUUUAAUUUCCUCCCAGCUAUAUUUAACAAAGAAUAACUGACAAUGAUAAUAAAAGAAUUAUUCAAUGCAACAAACAUGUAGAUUGUAUUGUGGAUUUUAUUCACAAACUCACAGUCAUUCCUUGUACACCAUAUUGGUGCCGCGGGGGCCAGAUGUUAACUACCUCGCCUGGUAUACAAGAGGUCGUGGGUUCCAUCCCAACCCUGACGCCUGUAUAGUUGGAUUUUGCUUGUUCUCUGGUUGUGUGGAUUUCCAUCUGGGUCCUCCGGUUUUUCCCUCCACAUUUCGACACGUGCGUUUGGAGUAUUUGGCUGCUAUAAAUGUCCACAUGAUAAGCCACUUCGUUGAGCUAUCAUUUGUGGCUAGGUUGCUUCUGGAAAAGAGCUAUACAGCUCAGUGGGCCUUACCUGGUAAAAUAUAAAGUUUAGUUUUAUAGUUAUAGUUUUAUAUUCAACUGGGCAAUGUUUAACGAGCUCUAAAACUAAAAUGGCCUGGUGCCAUCUCUCUAUAUAUUGUAACACAGUAAGUGCAAGAAAACAAUACUUUGCUCUGCAGACUACGAAGCACGCGAUUUCUCCAUGGUCUCUAAUUUAUUUCCAAAUGCAAAACCUUUUUACACCCCAAUCCUACCCUUCGUGUAACAAAAGGAGAGCAUUUAAACACAGUGAAGCUUUUCUGGGGGUAAAUAUUUCAAACGUUUAAAUGUUUUUUUUAAUGAGCACUGCACAGGGAUAGUCAAACGUUAUUUUGUUCCAGCUCGAAUUAGCAAUGCAAGUAGUGAAAGUGCAUUUCCAGUUGUACACAAGUGCAGGUGAUUUGGCCGACAGACUCUGUUUUAUUCAAAUUAUGGCACUGAGCCACUGUGUUUCAAAUGCUCAUUCGCGUUGACAAGCCAAAGCAUAAAGUGAUUUGGGGGGGAGGGGGUUAGCCGGGCGUCGUUCUCCAACUCCUGCCUGUGCAGUGCCACACUUGCGAUCCAAACACCAGCUGGCAAUCGAAACGCAGAAUAAGUCACCGCUUGCAAACUCCUCACCUCUACAAUAUCAGCCGAUAAGAAAUC